UGCCGUAUCGUUUGUGUUGAAGGAAACAAGUGCUGAUGUUUGAUGUGCGUGACGAUUCAUAAAAUUAUUAAAAUAAAUGAAUUCCAAUUAAAAAAGCUAAUAAAUAUAAGCCGAAAGUGAUUAUGUUAUAAGAAAAGUGAUAUGCGAUAAAUCGUUUACAAUUCUACAGUGAUUAAAACAUUCAUCGUUUUUUCCCACUGACAGCCAACGAAUCGGUUGAAGGGGUAUCGGUCAAAAAUUUAAAGAAAAAUCGUGUAGUAAACAAAAAAGAAAAUAAAUGUAUUGAAAUUAUUACAAAACACAUAAGGUGCAUUUGUUUCUUAACUAUAUAACGACACAGACUAUUAAUUUAAUAAAAUCAUUGCAAAGGCAUUGGAAAGUGUGUUCGUGUGUAUAGCCACAGGAGUACCAGCGGCAACCAAAGAAGUAACACCAAAUAGCAAAACACUAAACAGGGAAACAGCAAGGCAAAAUCUAACAUGGCGAGCGAAAUCGAUGAUCUAAUAGAGAAAUUAAAAUCCACCUCGGUGUGUCCGACGCAUUCCAGUAGCAGCGACAGCAGCGACAAGACCAACAAUCUGCUUACCAAAAUAUCCGCUACGAAAGAUCCAAAAUUAUUCGACAAACACGAAUUGGCCGAUCUCUUCAUGACCUUAGCCCAAUCAAAGGAAUCGAACAUACGGAAGGAGGCGGCCAAAUGUAUAGCGGAGAUCACAAAAUCCGAAGUGCAACGGAAGAAAUUCACAAAACGUGAAAUAAUCGAAGUGUUUUUGAAAUGUCUGCGCGAACUAUCGGCGGAUGAAAAUAUGGAGUUGCCCAUACAAAUUUGUCGUGCGUUGGGUAAUAUCUGCUAUUUGAACGAUGAGGCGCGUGAUCUAAUACUCGAAUUGAAUGGCGAUGAGGUGCUAUUGCGAUUGUUGGACAUAAGGCAAAUCGGUGACAAGGAGAAUGCGUUGCAAUUUAUAAAAGUACGUGGUGGUCUACUGUCGAAUUAUCUGCUCGGCGGUGAGGGUUUGGCUAAACGCGCUAUGGAGUUGGAAAUUAUGGAAAAGAUACAGCAGAUCAUAACAAUCGGUGUGGGUAAUGUUGAGGAACAUGAGGAUUUACUCUUGAAUACCUUACCCUUGCUGAGCAUACUCACCGAAAAUGUGGCCGAUUUGAAUUUUGAUGCGAAUCUUAAUAUACAAUUAUCACAUAUUUUGGCUGCCUCCACAAAUCCCGAUUUAGCGGAAAUGUGCCUUGAACUGUUGCAUUAUCAGGCGGAAAAUGAUGAUGUGAAAUUAUUGUUGGCCAAAGAUGGUUUGUGUGAGACGAUCUAUAAUUUGCUUGAGAAAUAUAAGACUUUGGCGAGUACCAGUGAGGCGCGUGCUCUCAUGAAAUUGGCAUGCGAAUUGAUUGUGUUGAUACUCACGGGAGACGAAUCGAUGCAUUAUCUAUACUCCACCCCACUUCUGAAGAGCAUGGAAGAUUGGCUCGACUCACAGGAUAUCGACCUUCUCACCACCGGUGUGCUGGCCUUAGGCAAUUUCGCACGUACAGACAGUCAUUGCAUUUAUAUGGUGAAUAACAAGAUUAUGAACAAAUUACUCGAUGUCUUGGCCAAAAAUAAUGGCGUAAAGGAUGAUGUGCGUCUACAACAUGCACUUCUUAGUGCGCUACGCAAUCUCGUUAUACCGAAACUAAAUAAAAAUGCGGUAAUACAAGCGGGACUUGUCGAAACUAUACUGCCGAUGUUGGAGAUACAUCAACCGCCAGUAGUUUUCAAACUGCUUGGCACAUUGCGUAUGACUGUGGAUGGGCAAGAGAAACUUGCCUUGGAACUCCUACGCAAUAAGACACUCAUCGAGCAACUGGUGCAUUGGAGUAGAUCUUCCGACUAUGCUGGCGUCACAGGCGAAUCCCUACGGCUAAUGGCUUGGCUGAUCAAACAUGCCUAUUUGGGUCGUAUUGCUUACGCGUUGCCACGUAAAGGCGAUGCGCCAGUCGAACAUUUCGCCGACAAACUACCGCCGGAGGAUUACGAUCGCAGUAGCUUGAAAGCUUUCAUCGCCAAUGAGGGCACCGUUGAGGCUAUGAUCAAUAUGUUGACAUCACAACAUUUAGUUAUGCAAAAUGAAGCUCUAAUUGCCUUAUGUAUAUUGUCUGUGGUCUAUUUAACGAAUAGCAAUGCGGCUAAAACGGAUGAUGUUAAUCUCGAAGAGAUUUAUAUUAAAUAUGAAGUGGGCAAGAAAUUGGCUGAAUUGAUACGUAAAUCAUCGGAUACAAUGACCAAGGAGAUUGUGGAAAAUUUGCAAAAUUUUAAUAAUCUAUUACGCACCUCCAGCAAGCUAGUGACGCAUUUGGAAGAGAACAAUAUUAAUGAGUUGCUGAAAUCGAUACCGAUACUAACCGAGUAUUGUACACUCUAAAAGGAUGCCUAUCUAGCUAGCAUACCGCGUACAUUAGUUUAGGGAAAGGGGUAUUUGUCAGUUAGGGCUCUGAUGAAAUAUGUUUUAAAUGGUGGCGAUAGAAAACGUGAGUGUCGAUAAAAUGAUAAAUUUUUACUUAGGGAAAAAAAA
Molecule: messenger RNA, 2558 nt
Organism: Ceratitis capitata (Mediterranean fruit fly)
Lineage: Eukaryota; Metazoa; Arthropoda; Insecta; Diptera; Tephritidae
Gene: vimar
Product: rap1 GTPase-GDP dissociation stimulator 1
Exons: 4
Coding region: 480-2408 (642 amino acids)
Biological process (GO): positive regulation of GTPase activity
Cellular component (GO): cytosol
Molecular function (GO): guanyl-nucleotide exchange factor activity; protein binding
Source: RefSeq, a predicted model, not a curated record